CGCUCUAGCCUCUCUGGCGUCUGAUGUCUGUGGCUCGACCUGCGAGUUUUGCAAUUAUUAACAAUUUCAUCAAGGCGGUGCCGAACCGGUCCAGCUUGUGACCAUGUUAAAGCUAAUCCGCCCGCUUUUCCUGCAGAACCGGACCGGGAACACGGCACAGGUUUUUGGGGUUGCAGGGAUCAGCCGGAGAGGCAAAGCAUGGGAUUCUCCCCCCCCUGCUAAGUACGGAGGCCGGCACACGGUCACCAUGAUCCCGGGGGAUGGGAUCGGACCGGAGCUGCUCCGGCACGUCCAGGAAGUGUUCCGGUACUCGUGUGUCCCCGUGGAUUUCGAGGUGGUUCACGUGAACUCGGCCAUGACAGAGGAGGAUGACAUCGACAACGCCAUCACAGCCAUCCGACGCAACAGAGUAGCACUGAAGGGAAACAUCGAAACCAACCACACCAUGCCCCCCUCCCACAAAUCCAGGAACAAUCUCCUCCGCACUAGCCUGGACCUGUACGCCAACGUGAUUCACUGCCAGAGUCUGCCGGGCGUCCAGACCAGACACAGAGACAUCGACAUCAUGAUCAUCCGAGAGAAUACAGAGGGAGAGUACAGCAGCCUGGAGCACGAGAGUGUCCCUGGCGUGGUGGAGAGUCUGAAGAUCAUCACCAAGUCGAACUCUCUGCGCAUCGCGGACUACGCCUUCCGUCUGGCGAGGGAGAAGGGCAGGAAGAGGGUGACCGCCGUGCACAAAGCGAACAUCAUGAAGCUGGGUGAUGGGCUCUUCCUGCAGUGCUGUAAAGAGGUGGCUUCUGGGUAUCCAGACAUCGUCUUUGACAGCAUGAUUGUGGACAACACCACCAUGCAGCUGGUCUCUAAGCCCCAGCAGUUUGAUGUCAUGGUGAUGCCCAAUCUCUAUGGUAACGUGGUCAGCAACGUGUGCGCGGGGCUGGUGGGGGGGCCCGGCCUGGUCCCGGGAGCCAACUUGGGGCGAGACUACGCUGUCUUCGAAACGGCCACCAGGAACACGGGGAAGAGCAUCGCCAACAAGAACACGGCCAACCCCACGGCCAUGCUGCUGGCCAGCUGUAUGAUGCUGGAUCACCUGCAGCUCCACGAUUACGCUGCGUUAAUCCGAAGCGCUAUUCUGAGGACCAUGAACGAGACCCGGAUGCACACCGCUGAUAUCGGGGGGCAGGGCACCACGUCGGAGGUGGUUCAGAGCAUCAUGAGGCUGAUGCAGGGAGCCUCUCUGCGCAGCGCGGCCGCUUUCUGAGUCCCAGCACGGAAGAACGCUGCGCCUGGCAGUGAAAGGGUUAAUCACGAUUACGCUCCGCUCCGGAGUUGUGCCCGACACUCGCGCAGCAGAAGCUACUCCCAGGGACCGUCGUUUUAAAAUGUCCCGGGACAGAGCGACCCAUGUCUGACACGCGUUCUCUCACUUCUGUCGCUGCAUGCUUUGCUGUAAAACGCGUCCAAACGUUUUUGUGUUUGUCUGUUUCGUAAAGUCCUCGCGUGUCAUUCUCCCUUCUAUCCCAUAAUAAACGUCCUUUCCAAAGGCACUCUUUAUCUGCA
This is a messenger RNA of Acipenser ruthenus (sterlet), 1560 nucleotides long. It is a transcript of the gene idh3g, whose product is annotated as isocitrate dehydrogenase (NAD(+)) 3 non-catalytic subunit gamma. Gene Ontology annotation, molecular function: oxidoreductase activity, acting on the CH-OH group of donors, NAD or NADP as acceptor; NAD binding; magnesium ion binding. Gene Ontology annotation, cellular component: mitochondrion. The coding region runs from base 104 to 1261 and encodes 385 amino acids. NCBI's taxonomy places the organism in Eukaryota, Metazoa, Chordata, Actinopteri, Acipenseriformes, Acipenseridae. The record is from RefSeq and is a predicted model, not a curated record. Gene Ontology annotation, biological process: tricarboxylic acid cycle; isocitrate metabolic process. The transcript has 13 exons.